CUGAACGACAUAUGGCCGGCGCCGACCUGGGCUUCCAUAGAGUUCGGCGGCAAAUGAAAAAUAUUGCACUCAUUUGCCCGACAUUUCUACCAUAACCUAUUGGUGUCACCACAUUUGGAUAAUAAUAUCAUUAAGGUAUCGUUAGUUCGCAACGAGUAUUACGGGAAACUGGACUUUGAUUUGUCGGUCAAAGUAUACGAUUGGUCACAGAAUCGGCCCAUUUAUGAGCACAAGUCUUGCCACUCGUCCGACAGUUUCAGCGCACAACUUGUGUAUAACAUAACUGUUGCCGAACUGUAUAGAGUGGCCAAAUGUCCUCAAACUGACUGUCACAGUGAUUGGGUGUUGAGUAUAGAGGUGACAAACACCGAGCGCAAAUUACAGGCAAAUAAUUUCCUACUGUUACCGGAGCCCAAAAACUCGCACAUAAUUCAGCCUAAUAUCAAAGUGUUGGACGUGAAGGAGGUUAAGGGGGCCGAGGGUUCAGCCCCUGUGGGCCCGCAUUCUCUGUCAAACAGCCGUACGUUUAGUAUAAGCCUAUCGUCCAAAACGAUCGCACCGUUUGUUUCGCUGGACUUUUGGCCGAAGACUGGAAUUAGCGGUCAUUUCAUGAAAAACGCAUUCUUUAUAUUUGACGACAAAAAGUGUGUUAUAUUUUGCACCGAAUCUAAUGUUUCGGAUAAACAGAUUAGAGAUAAUCUCGUCAUUAAAUCCGUUACUGAUGUUAUUGUUUAA
Medioppia subpectinata is the source of this 735-nucleotide messenger RNA. NCBI's taxonomy places the organism in Eukaryota, Metazoa, Arthropoda, Arachnida, Sarcoptiformes, Oppiidae. The record is from the annotation of a GenBank genome assembly.